AUGACAAAGCCUGGGUUCCAGCUGUUCCAGUUUAUUGAGAACAUCCUGAAGGACCGAAACGUGGACUACGACAUCGUGCGGUGGGACGAGACGGUCAAGCCGCGGAAGAGCAUCAAGGACAUCUUGUACGGGGCCGGCGCCGCGGCUGAUGCGCCGGGCAAGUACAAGGGGCUCGUGUUUGCGCCAAACCUGGAGGCGACGGGGUCGUUCAACAAGGACGAGGUUCUGCAGCUGUGGGACUACCAAAAGAAGACCGGCGCGCGCGCCAGCCGCUGGAACGUGUGGCCCAGCGCCCUGGGGCUGGAGCCAGACUCGGGCUCCUGCAGCAGCGGCGCGGACGUGGGCGCGUUCACGGACGCGAUGCCGCUGGCGGACACGACCGUCGGCAGGGCGGACACGGUCGCGCUGGAGGGGCUGUACAGGUGUCCCGGAAACCAGGCCAAACCCCUGAAGACGUGCAACAUCUUCGCCGCCGACUUUGCCGACGACGGCAUCAUAGCCCCCUGCAACUCCACAGUCGUCCUCAGCGCGCAGGCCGCGCAGGCCGCCGGCAAGCCCGCCGCAGUCGGCGCCCUCGUCCGUUACGACGACGGCCGCCAGACCCUGGGCUUCACCUUUGACUGCGCCGCCUGGAGCGCCGGCUGCAAGACCCUCGGGACCAUCAGCGUGGCGUGGCUGAUGAGCGCCGCAGGCGCGCCCGCUGCAGCCACGCCAUCCCCGCAGCUGGCGGCGCUGGCGACGAAUACCCCAGGCGGCGGCAGUGGCAGCGGAGGCGGCUCGGCCGCGACCAAAGUUCCGGGACCUGGCCGGCCCAAGCUGGAAAUCUAUUACAAGUUCCCUCGCGAACCGGCCGCUGCGGGCGGCACGGCCGCGCGGCCGUCGGCGGCGCCGCCCGCGUCUGCGGUGCCGGGGGUGCCCGGCCGGGGUCGGGCAUACGGAUUCUAUGGCCCCGUGCAGACCAGCCGGCAGCGGACCGGCAGCACUCCAGCCGGCGCCCAGCAGCAGCAGGGGCAGGUGCAGCCGCCGCAGCAGCAGCAGCCGCAGCAGCAGCAGCAGCAGCAGCAGCAGCAGCAGCAGCAGCAGCAGCAGGCUCUUGCUGCUCCCCAGGUUGUCAACCCCCUCUCCAUCAUGACCAACGCCGGGCAGCCCGUGCUGACGCCAGAUGGACGACUCAUCGUGACAAACGGUAUGACGCCGGUCAAAGGCCCAGGCUCUGCAGGGGCCCUCUCUGCCGUGGGGCGUCGCCGCCGCACCAGCAGCUAA
Molecule: messenger RNA, 1263 nt
Organism: Monoraphidium neglectum
Lineage: Eukaryota; Viridiplantae; Chlorophyta; Chlorophyceae; Sphaeropleales; Selenastraceae
Exons: 7
Coding region: 1-1263 (420 amino acids)
Source: RefSeq, a predicted model, not a curated record